This is a messenger RNA of Culicoides brevitarsis, 1439 nucleotides long. RefSeq names its product peroxisomal biogenesis factor 3 (gene Pex3). Gene Ontology annotation, biological process: protein import into peroxisome membrane. Gene Ontology annotation, molecular function: protein-macromolecule adaptor activity. Gene Ontology annotation, cellular component: peroxisomal membrane. The transcript is spliced from 2 exons. Lineage: Eukaryota; Metazoa; Arthropoda; Insecta; Diptera; Ceratopogonidae. The coding region runs from base 168 to 1247 and encodes 359 amino acids. The record is from RefSeq and is a predicted model, not a curated record.
UUUUAUUUAAAUACUAAAUAAACACCAAAUAAAUCUUAAUUUAAUUUGAUUUUAAAGGUUUGAGUUCCUUUUUCAAUAUUUUGUUAUUUUACUUAUAUUAUAUUUUAAACCACAAAAGACAUAGUAAUAAAUAAAUGCAACUGAAAAUAUUAUUUUAAAAAAAAAACAUGUUUUCGAUGCUCAGAAAUUUUAUCUCGCGUCAUAAGCGAAAAUUUGUAAUAACUGCUCUGAUAUUUAGUGUUGGUGUAACUAGUUUGCAUUAUGCACGAAGAAAGUUGAUUGAGUUUCAGGAAAAACAAGCUAAAGAAUUUAUCGAAAAAAACAGGCGUAUCCAACAUUUCGAAUCAACAGAACGAACAUGUAAUCAAGCUGUUUAUAAUUUGUAUCCGAAUGUAGUGGAAGUCAUUGCAAAAUUGUAUGAUACCAAUAACAUUUUGCAAGAAUUAAGGGAAAAAACACUAGAAUUGUCAACUAAUCAGAAAAUCGAAUUGUGGGAUCAACUACUUAUAAAAUCAUUCACAAGAUUGGUUACUCUUAUUUAUUCAUCGACGAUCUUGGUUAUUCAUUUAAGGAUUCAAUUGAAUAUUUUGGCUGGCUUUAUCUUUAAGGAAAUUGAUAAAAGUGAAAAGACUAUUUCACAAGAAAUACAAAAUCGAUACUUGUCGCUAAUUCAACAUUUUAUAAAAGAUGGGAUAAGAGAGUUGGCUUUGAUAAUCAGAAAUAAUACAGAAGGGAUUCUCAAAAAAUAUAAUUUCAAACAAAAACUUGACUUGUCUGAACUAGAGCAGUUAUUUUGGAGUAUUCAAAUGGCCGUAAAUCAAGCUUUAGAUAAUAGUAAUAACAACAGUCUAGUUAAAAUACUAUUACCAUCAGAAUGUGAUGUAGCUGAUAGCGUAUUAAUCAAAAAUCUUUUGACCGAAACAAUAGAUAUGCUAGAAACUGAUGAAAUCUUCAAUAUACUAACAAAUCAUCUUGGACUUGGGUUUUCUACUGCUACUGAUGAAAUUGCAAAAUUUUUUUCGACGACAACUUCUAAUAACAAAGAUGUUACUGAAUCUUCAAACAAAGAAUUUGUAAACGUAACUCAAGUCAAAAUUCCACUUGCAAAACUAGUACCAAUUAUUGAUGGGUUAGCUCCAAAAACUCUUGUUGACAGUCCUUUUUCAAUUAAUUUAAUAAACAUGCUCAUAAACUCCGACAAAAUUAAAAUGCUUGGCGCAAAUACUUACGAAGUAUUUUGUAACUAGCGCAAAAAUAUAUGGUGUAUAUGAUAUUCAAAUGUAUUUUUUUAAAAUUAUGGUUAAGGGGUUUGGUUUAUCAUUCCAUUUAUCAGAUUAUGUAAAAAAAAACAAAGUUAGGCGACUAGAUUAUAUUUAUUUCAAUUUUUGUCCCAUCGUGAUAUGAUGGGUAAGGUGAAUAAUAAAUGUUUUUAAUAUUUA